UUCUCUCUGUCUAUCUGUCUCUCUCUCUCUCUCUCUCUCUCACACACACACACACACACAUACACACAUCCUGGUGAAGCAGGAGCUCAGCAGUGGGAUGGAUUCUGACUACUAAAGAGACGGUGUGAGAGGGAGGGGGAAAGAGCCAGCGAGCUCCGAGCUUGCACAAGAAAGGGAAAGGAUUGAGGCAUCGGUGUGCAAAUCCACAUGAGCAGAUCUGGAGGAAAACGCUGGCAGCUUUGGGCGAGACCUUGAGCGCGGCUUUUCUCAGCAUCAAGAGGUAGCCCUCGGUGCUCGUCGUAGAUCCCGGAGGAACGAGGCGACAAAGACUUGACUGACAAGCGCAAGAGGGUUGACUAGGGGAGGUCCGUGACACUUCAUUUGCAUGUGUGGAGAGGGGUGUGAGGAAGAUCCUGGGAAGAAAAAUGCAUAUCCGACAACGGCUUCGCUUUGAAUGAUCUUUCCCAUUCAUAAACCCAGCAAGGCGAUGUAGAGCCAGUCGUCCUGGCUGGAUGAGGCACGGUCCAGUCAGCUGCUGAACGUUUCAGUUUCAGUGGCUCCUUAUUUCUUCUCCAUCUGCACUUUUCACUGUGCAACGUGAACAUUUACCAGGCUUUGGGAUCUUCUUGAAUAGAGACCGCACAUUUCAAGGAAGAGCAGCUCGCGAUCUGAGGCGGACUUUGGAUCAUGUGCAAUAUUUUUUGAUACUGUUGACUUUGCAAAUUAUUCCAAUUUCUCUUACAACUUCUGAUUAGGAACUGACUUACCAUGACAGCCAUGAAGGGAGAUUCGGAGGACAGCAUCGAGAGCAUCAGGCCUUCGAAUCUGCAAGCCUUCGCCAACUCGUCCACGCUGCACGGCAUGAGCCACAUUUUCGCCUACGGACACAUGACAUUCCGUCGCUUCUUGUGGACUCUCUCGUUUCUGGGCUCUCUCGGUCUGUUGCUCCUGGUAUGCAUGGACCGCGUGUCGUACUACUUUGAGUUUCCUCACGUCACCAAACUGGACGAGGUGGCGGCGCCAAACCUCACGUUUCCCGCUGUGACUUUUUGCAACCUCAACGAGUUCCGCUUUUCGAAGAUCACCAAAAACGACCUCUAUCACGUAGGGGAACUGCUCGCCCUGCUCAACGAGAACUACCAGAUUGCGAACCCGCAUCUCGCAGAGCCAGAAAUCCUUGCUGCUCUGAAAGAAAAGGCCAAUUUUGUCAACUUCAAGCCCAAGCAGUUCAACAUGACCGAUUUCUAUAACCGAACGGGCCACGACAUCAGCGACAUGCUUCUACAGUGCACUUUCCGAGGCGACGUUUGCUUCCCUUUCAACUUCUCCACUAUUUAUACGAGAUAUGGCAAGUGUUACACCUUCAACUCGGGCCUGGAUGGCAACCCCUUGCUGACAACGUUAAAAGGCGGCACAGGGAAUGGAUUGGAGAUAAUGCUGGAUAUACAGCAAGAUGAAUACCUGCCAGUGUGGGGAGACACGGAUGAAACAUCGUACGAAGCAGGCAUCAAAGUCCAGAUCCACAGCCAGGACGAGCCGCCCUUCAUAGACCAGCUGGGAUUUGGUGUGGCCCCUGGUUUUCAAACUUUUGUGUCUUGUCAGCAGCAACUGCUUCAGUAUCUUCCACCGCCCUGGGGCGACUGCCAAUCCACUGCCAUGAACUCGGAGUUCUUCUCCACCUACAGUAUAACAGGGUGUCGUAUCGACUGUGAAACCCGGUAUCUGCUGGAGAACUGCAACUGCAGGAUGGUGCACAUGCCAGGCACGUCCACCGUAUGCACCCCAGAGCAGUACAAGGACUGUGCAGAUCCUGCUUUGGAUUUCCUCGUCGAAAAGGACAACAACUACUGCGUGUGCCCGACACCUUGCAAUAUGACUCGCUAUGGCAAGGAGCUCUCCAUGGUGAAAAUACCCAGCAAAGCGUCUGCCAAAUACCUGGCCAAGAAGUUCAACAAAUCAGAGCAGUACAUCGGAGAAAACAUACUAGUUCUGGAUAUCUUUUUUGAGGCCCUGAAUUAUGAAAAGAUUGAGCAGAAGAAGGCAUAUGAAGUGGCUGGUCUACUAGGUGACAUUGGUGGGCAGAUGGGACUGUUUAUAGGAGCUAGUGUCCUGACGAUACUGGAAAUAUUUGAUUAUUUGUAUGAGGUGUUUAAGGAUAAAGUAUUGGGCUACUUUCUACGUAAAGGACGGCCACGUCGGAGUGCAAGUGAUAAUCUGGACUACUCUGAGAACCCCACCAGCCCUGGUGUCACGCCUAAUCAUACCCCCAGAGCACAUGCGACACACUCCGGAGUCACUCGGACAGCCUCGGAUUCGCGCCGAACGUGCUACCUAGUCACCCGACUCUAGGCAACUUCGAGGAGUUCGCUUGUUGACGACGCGGGCGGCGUGGGACGAUUAGCGGGUCCGACGGCAAACUGUGAUUCCGACUUGUAUACAUGUACAUAUCUACACGCACAGUACGUGACGAGUAGUUCCAAUCGGUCAACGAAUAAAAUCAAUGCCUGAAUAGAAUCAGAUAUCACCCGUAAAAAAAAAUAAAUAAAAAGUACAAGUAGGCAACACUUUUCCAAAACAAUACUCAGGUUAUAUUAGCAUAACGCAGUAUCAGCAGUACCAACUGUUUUGUUUCAUGUUGUGAAAACGAUAGUAAGCACUUGUUUGUUUGUUUUUUGACGAGUUAAAGGCGACGCCGGAGACGCGGAGAGCAACCGGUUGCCAUUUUCUUGAACUCUGAUUGUUAAGGCUGCUUCUGAAAGUGAAAUAAACAAGGCACACCCCUGCACAAAGUGAGCGUAAUCAGGCAGUAACGAUUACUUUUGUUCAACGCUAGGCUUGUGCUGAUGAUUCGAUGUAGCCCACAAUAUACACCGAUAUUUAACACGGACAAACUUCGUCCCUACUCACUGUGUUUUUGCUUUCAUGUUUAGUUAGCCAGUUUGCGUUGUUCGUUCAUAGGCUAACUUUAUGCACAGCGCAGCGCUUCUUGAAUUCUCGAUUCUGAUUGGUCAGAAGGUGUAUAUCAAUUGCUGGCACCUCAAUUCAAGAGGAUAAGAAGCGUCAUGAAGGACUUGACUGGUUUAAAGCAUGGUUAUGACUGCUAGCUAGCUAGAUCUUAGCUAAGGUUCUUAAUAUUUGGUGCGAAGUUGUGAUCGAGUACCAAAAAUUCAUCCAUCUUUCAUCAACAGCCACGGUUCCGCCAUGGUUUUGGGAGGUCGCAGGAAACCAGAUAGACCUGGAGGAAACCCAAGGGCGAGAAGUAACCCGAGCUCAGGACCGAACAUGCGUUAGAGUUUUUUAUCAGGGUAGAUUCAAAUCUUUCAAAAUGGCGGACGCGGUAACGUUCAUGGUGGUUAAACACACACAAAAAAGGCCGCUUAUUAUUAAACACGCAUUCAUGUGCAAUACGGUGUAUUCUAUUAGCGUGAGGUAAAACUGAAACAUCAACACAAGCCUAGUCGACGUUAAGAGAGUAGAUGACGAUGUGUAAUCGGACGUGUUUCUCUGAAUGCAGUUGAAAAAAAAAAAGUGUUUUGUCUUGUUUACAUUACAUGUAUAUAAGUGCAAUAAUACGCGUCACGUGUUAGAAUAACCAAUGUUACUACCCUCAAGUCUUAACUGUUAGUCAAAAAGGAAAGAUUAGAUUCAGGUUCGGCGUCGAGCUCGCCGAGGCGGAGCGUUUUACUUUUGAUAUGCAUACGUAUUUCUAAUCGUUUCUAUUCUAUAUCCUGGUAUUACGAAGUAGCGAGCAAGGCUUCGAAUUAAGGAGAAAGUCGGGAAAGAUUCAGGUUUCAGCACAUCACGUUAAGAGCAUCAAAAAGUGGGCCGACUUGCGUGAAUUAAUGAGAGGUGUGUGUGUGUGCACUGCUUUCGGUCCAGCUCCGCCAAUUUAUCCGUCCUAUUAGUCUACAGCAACGAUAGAGAAAGCGUUCCGGUAUCGGAAUACAAAGCGAAGAUGGUAUAGUUAUUUAUAAAUGAUGCGGAAUUCCUUCAGGACAGCUGUAUUCAUAAUCCCCUUGCGUCUUUCGAGAAAGACUGCUCGUACAUCGAGCCCCUGAAAAAACACCACCACCACCACACACUACAUUUCCCAAAGGCGUCUUCCUUUCUUUGCUUGCAUGCACAUAUUUCCUGCGUAUGAACGAUUUAUCCGAUGGCGUUCCACGUGCUGCGAGCGAAGACUGAGGGAUAUAUCACACAAAACAAACAAACAUCCGCCCUCUUUUUCAUUUCGCUUCUCCAUUCAGUUAAUAGCAUUGUUUUAUAGAACAGGAUUUCUAGCACAUAUAAUCCACAUUUUAAGAGUCAAUUGUGAAGUGUAAAUGAACCUAUAUAAUAAACAUAUUUAACCUUCUCUUAAUGAGUACUGCCUCCGUCUGUCUGUCUGUCUUUCAUAUACUGUACAUUCAGGUGCUAAGAGUGUUAACAUUGCUAACA
Molecule: messenger RNA, 4437 nt
Organism: Ictalurus punctatus (channel catfish)
Lineage: Eukaryota; Metazoa; Chordata; Actinopteri; Siluriformes; Ictaluridae
Gene: asic1c
Product: acid-sensing (proton-gated) ion channel 1c
Exons: 11
Coding region: 769-2349 (526 amino acids)
Biological process (GO): sodium ion transmembrane transport
Cellular component (GO): membrane
Source: RefSeq, a predicted model, not a curated record